Messenger RNA from Mus caroli (Ryukyu mouse), 3556 nucleotides. It is a transcript of the gene Cfap99, whose product is annotated as cilia and flagella associated protein 99. The record is from RefSeq and is a predicted model, not a curated record. NCBI's taxonomy places the organism in Eukaryota, Metazoa, Chordata, Mammalia, Rodentia, Muridae.
UACAGGUCCCGGCGCCCACCGCGGGCAGGGCCUGCGCGGCGUUGCUAGGUGACGGCGCCCAAACGACGCCUAGGCGAUCUGCGGGUACCGGAGCUGGCCAGUGAACGCUCCCGCCCGCGGCGCCUGGACAGACGACGAGGUUAAAGCCAAGGAAGGCCAAGAGGCCCCCAGGACCCUGCUCCAAAGAUGACCUACUAUGAAAAAUGCAUUGAGAUUGUGAUAAAGCAGCUUGACAAAUUUAAGCCUGGAAAGGACAAUCCUGAGCAAUUCGUGGAGACAGUAUUCACCUCCUUACAGCAGACUCUGAGCCCACAGAAGUUUGGGUUUGUUUUGGAGGUUCUGUCUGGCUGCCUUGAAUACCACAAGUUACUGACCAUCGUGGUGGAUGCCUUCUAUGCACGGGAUGGCCAUACCUGCCUGUGGUCCGACUACAGCCUCUUUGAGGUGAUCUGCUACCUGGCCAUCUUCCAGCUGGAGGAGCUUGGCUUCCAGCUUUUCUGCAGAAUCAUCAAGUCUCAGCCUGUUCGUAAGAUGUGCAAGUUCCUCAGAUUCUUCUUUAACCCCUUGAACCUGAGCUCAUGGAUCAAAGACGAGUGGAGCCUCAUCUACGAGACAGCCCAUGUGAUGGAGAACUGGAUUGACCCUCUGAUGAGAUGGCAGCCAGAGAUCCAGAAGCUGAUCAAACAACUGGAGGGAGUACCAACCGAUCAAAUUCCUGUCUUGAAGACCAAGGCCAAAGUCACAGUGCCCAAGGAAUUCAACCUGACUGUCCCAAGGCCCCGCGCCAUUACAAUGCCUGAGCCUGUCCCCACUAUGGACAAGCCGAGACCUGUCCCUCAGAGCACCUAUAAGGACCCCAAGGAGCAGAAGCUUCUGCAGGUCAUCAAGACAUACAACCGCCGGACAGCUGAGGAGCUGCUGCUGAAAGCCAACAUGGAAGAGCUACAGUGUGCCAUGCCCCGGCUGCAGAGGGAGCCACAAGAACAGGACGUGGAGAAGCAGCUGUGGCAUCAGUUUGUACCCCCCAUCCGCAGGACUCCAAAUCUGACCUUCUAUAAGCCUAACAACCUCCCAGUCAAGCUGAACACAGCCACCAUCCUUCGAGAAGGAGCCUUAUACCAGCGGCAGGUGGAGAAGGAGCUGCAGAGAGUUGAUAAACUUGUGGAUGGGGCUGGGGACUUCUCUGAAUUCCUUAAGUGGCAGAAGAAGAUGCAGGCACAGGACCUAGAGGAGCAGCUGGCUGCAGGCGAGUGCCGGCGGCUUCAGGGAAAGCUGAGCCACGAGGAGGCCAUCUUGGCCCGGCAGAACCUCAUGCAGGAAAACAAGCAGAAGGCCGACUGGCAGAAGGAGGAGACAGCUGAGCUAAUGCUGCAGUGUGCUGAGAGGCGCUUCCAAGAGGAGAAGGCCAUGAAAGAGCUGGUGGAGCAGGUCACAGAAGCACAGAAGAAUGUCAAGAUAGUCCAAACGAAGCUCGUGAAGGGCCGGCAGCAGAUAGUUCAGGAGGUGAUAGAGGAGAGUCGGGAGUUGCUACAGCGUAGCGCAAAGGAAGCCAAAGAGGAACAGAAGCGUCGCUGUGAGCUCAUUGCUCACCUUCGUGCCAUGGAGACACAGCCCACACGCAAGGGGAAGCUGGUGGACCUUACCCAGAUCCCAGGCUAUGGUCUGGAAGGUGAGAUGUCUGUUGUGGAACUUCGAGAACGGCUGGCCAUGCUCAAAGAGACCCAGAAACGAGAGCAAGAGGAGAAGCGGGAUCAAAUCAUCCAGGACAAACGAGCCAAGAGCCAAAUGAUACAGAACACAGUGGAACAGAUCUCACUGUGCCGCGCAGCCAUGGGCAGGACCGCAGCCUUGAGGUGGGAGGAAAAGAAGGCCCAGGCUACAAGCCCCGGGACACCCUCCCAGGAUGAGCGUGUGCUGGAGCUGAAGCGCAAAAUGGAGGAGAGGGCAGCUGAACGCCGCAGGCAGACAGCAACACAGCUCUUGUCACCGCCCCGGGCCCUACGUCCAAAUCAGCGGGCGCAGGAGGAGAUGCAGCACUGGCUGGAGCUGGACCAGAGUCGCGAGCGCAGGCUGCGGGCAAGGCAAGAGGCAAAUCGCACCUGCCACGCUACCCGUCACCUAGAGGCCUCCUGAGUCAGCUGGCAGCCCCACGCCAACACUGCGUGCAGCUGCCGACGUGACCCCCCCUGCCCCUACCCCUACGACAGUGGCUCUCUUCUUCCACCCCAGGCACAAAGCUUACCCUCUCCCCAGCUCCAGCCUGCUCCUGUAUGGUUGCUCCAGAAAAAAGUGUGGUAGUGUUUAGAAAUGCUGAACAAAAAAGUACUCUUCCUCUGGACUGCAACUGGCUGCCACGUUUUUAUAUGCCAAACCUGGCUCUUCCCUAUGUCCAGCAAGUCUUUUCAUAGGACUGGAAGUACCAAUCUCCAACCAGAACCAGUGGAUGUGCCUGGGACCCCGCAUAAAUGUGAGAUUGCAAAUGCGGUCAAAUUCUUAAGCAUGUGGCUCUGGACAGGCCCUUCUCAUGUCUCUCAUGGAUCAUCACAGUGAUCACAUUACCCAGCAACCCUCAUAGCCCACUCAUCUCCUGUUCUGCUAAUUAGGCCAUCCGUCCUCAAAGAGGUGACUCUGGCUUAAGCUAAUAGGAGGUACCUUUCAGGGUCCUCUCUCCAUUAUCAUCAAGAGCCCAAAUCCAACAAAAUUGGAGUCCUUGUGGACAGUGGCUCAACAGGGCAGAUGAGAUAAGUUCUAAGUUUCUCGCUUACUGCUGCUCUGUGCUGGGGAAAGCUGGACUUUAAUAAUAGGUGUGUGGAAUGAAUGCCUGCCAGUGAAACUUAGCCUGGAGAAUAAAGCUGCAUUGUGACGUUUGGUUCUUAGGAAGAAGAUGGUGCCAAGGCUUGGGGAGGGAAUAAGGCAAGGAGAAACUACUAGAUGGGUAGAUGUUCAGGAGAAAGAAACACCACCACACCUUGGCCAUCCUCCUUAGAUCUGCAGAUGUCCCUCGGGUGGUAAGGCAGUCUUACCCCAGGGUACUUCAGACCAAGAAAGACUCUUAGCAUUGACAGGAACAAAUUUGUCUCAGAAUUCUAUCCCAGUAUUGUAGAACUAACAGAAUUCCAAGGCUCUUGUACAACUCUGGCAGGGGAGUGGGAGGUGUUUAGGGGUUGCUAGGGACAAAGGAGUCCUUGUCUCCCUGUUGAAUUAGAAUUGGGGGCAGAUUCAGUUUUACUUAAAUAAGAAUCACAUUUCUUGCAGGUUUUGUGUGAUUCCAACUCAUUUAAAAUGGAGGGAUGAUCCUGGUGAUUUCAAGCAAGCCAAAGGCAGGCUAACAGGGAGGAUGACCACUGUCACUAUUCUAGGUUGAACCAGCUCCUGCACAGGAGCUCGUGUGCAUGGUGACCCAAAGUACAUACUGUGACAAGGGCUAGCCUCUCCACAGCCCAGCAAACUGGGGGGCACUAGCAGCAGUGCUGUUUGGCAGUCAGCAAGGUCUCCCUUUGCCUUUCUUUCUGGGCUGAGCUGCUGCUCAGAGACAGCUCAAGAGCACAGAGGGUGU